Messenger RNA from Ipomoea nil (Japanese morning glory), 574 nucleotides. RefSeq lists its product as uncharacterized. The transcript has 3 exons. NCBI's taxonomy places the organism in Eukaryota, Viridiplantae, Streptophyta, Magnoliopsida, Solanales, Convolvulaceae. The coding region runs from base 16 to 375 and encodes 119 amino acids. The record is from RefSeq and is a predicted model, not a curated record.
UGAAGCAGAAGAGAAAUGGAGCAUAACGGCAUAUCAUCAUCGUUGGUGGUUCUACGCAGAAUCCUGUUGUGUGCCAUCAUCGUCCUCAUCGUUACUUGUAGUUUUCUCCAAUCAUCCUAUGCAGUACGUCCAUGCUACUCCAAACAAAUGUCGACGACGACGGUGACCGUUUGUAAUGACGAUUAUGGUGAGGAUUGCCGCACUGAAUACUACUACACAAGCUGUAAUCAUAGAUCAGAUCCAUCUCCUCGUGCGGGUGCUCCGCCUACUCCUUUUUGGCGAGGCAAUAAUGUUCCAAUAUUUCGACUUCCGCCACCAAUAUUUCUUCGCGGUCCAAUGUUUCCCCAUGCUCCAGAAUUUCCAGGCGGUAAUUAAUUCAUAAAGGAAGCUACGAACGAAGCAACUCCUUUAGCUCUUACCCCACUCCUAGGAGGACGAGAAGAAGAAGAAAAAUCAGGUGUUACUAUCAUGUGAUUGUGAUAAGUAUGAUCUAGAUGCCUCUUCUAUCUAUGGCUAUCACAUUAAUUAUUUAAUUUAACAAAUGAAUAAUCCCAUAUGUUAGUUUGAGUUUGAA